Moneuplotes crassus is the source of this 295-nucleotide messenger RNA. NCBI's taxonomy places the organism in Eukaryota, Ciliophora, Spirotrichea, Euplotida, Euplotidae. The record is from the annotation of a GenBank genome assembly.
GGAAGAAGAUGCUUAAAACCAGCCAGACCCAUCGCAAGGAUAAAGAGAUUGAAACUAGAUUGUCCAACUUGUACAAAAACCGUGCUGCUAAAUUAAAUAAAAUGCUCGAAACAAAUAAGAAACUCAAAAAGGAUCAGGAACAGAAACUGUCCAUGAGAAUAGGAAUGGAGAAAACACAGAAGGAAGAACUAAUCGAGAGGUUAAUUCAGAAGAACAAAAGAGUAGAAAUGAUGAGACAAAAACAUAGCAUUGCAUUUCAGAAAUCCAAAUAAUUCUAAGUUGUUUCAAUAUGGUG